Molecule: messenger RNA, 1947 nt
Organism: Arabidopsis arenosa
Lineage: Eukaryota; Viridiplantae; Streptophyta; Magnoliopsida; Brassicales; Brassicaceae
Source: the annotation of a GenBank genome assembly
AGAGAGAGGGGGAAAAAACAGAGGUUAAAAAAACGAUGAUGCAACUGGGUGGUACUCCGACCACUACAGCGGCGGCUACAACCGCCGCAACCGCUACAGCACCUCUACAAUCAAACAACAACGAUUCAGCGGCUACAGAAGCAGCGGCAGCAGCGGUAGGGGCGUUUGAGGUAUCAGAAGAGAUGCACGACCGUGGUUUUGGAGGAAAUCGUUGGCCGCGGCAGGAAACGCUAGCGUUGUUGAAAAUACGAUCUGACAUGGGAAUAGCGUUUCGAGACGCUAGCGUUAAAGGUCCCUUAUGGGAAGAGGUUUCUAGGAAAAUGGCGGAGCUUGGUUACAUAAGAAACGCAAAGAAAUGCAAAGAGAAAUUCGAAAACGUUUACAAAUACCACAAACGAACCAAAGAAGGCCGUACCGGAAAAUCCGAAGGCAAGACUUAUCGCUUCUUUGAUCAAUUAGAAGCUCUCGAGUCUCAAUCAACAACCUCACUCCAUCAUCCUCAACCGCAAUCGCAACCGCUUCAACCUCGACCACCCCAAAACAACAACUCCAUAUUUUCAACUCCUCCUCCGGUAACGACAGUUAUGCCGCCGGGAGCAAACAUGAGUACACUUCCUUCUUCAUCAAUUCCUCCGUAUACUCAGCAGAUUAAUGUACCUUCGUUUCCAAACAUCUCCGGUGAUUUUCUAUCGGAUAAUUCGACAUCGUCUUCUUCUUCUUAUUCGACUUCUUCUGAUAUGGAGAUCGGUGGUGGAACUACGACUACAAGGAAGAAAAGGAAGAGGAAAUGGAAGGAAUUUUUCGAGCGGUUGAUGAAACAAGUUGUUGAUAAACAAGAGGAGCUUCAACGCAAGUUCUUGGAGGCUGUUGAAAAGCGAGAACAUGAGAGAUUGGUUAGAGAAGAAUCUUGGAGAGUUCAAGAAAUUGCAAGAAUCAACCGCGAGCACGAGAUCUUAGCUCAAGAACGCUCUAUGUCCGCCGCUAAAGACGCUGCUGUUAUGGCCUUUCUUCAAAAACUGUCAGAAAAACAACCGAAUCAGCCAACUGCCGCACAACCACAACCACAACCGCAACAAGUUCGACCGCAAAUGCAGCUGAAUAAUAACAACAAUCAGCAGCAAACGCGUCAACCGUCUCCAGCUCCACCUCCACCUCCGCUUCCGCAGCCAAUUGAAGCCGUUGUGCCAACUCUAGACACUACGAAAACGGACAACGGUGAUCAGAAUAUGACUCCAGCUUCAGCGAGUUCCUCCCGGUGGCCCAAAGUGGAGAUAGAAGCGUUGAUAAAGCUGAGGACGAAUCUUGAUUCAAAAUAUCAAGAAAACGGACCAAAAGGACCAUUGUGGGAAGAGAUAUCAGCGGGAAUGAGAAGGUUAGGAUUCAACAGGAACUCAAAGAGAUGCAAAGAGAAAUGGGAAAACAUAAACAAAUACUUCAAGAAAGUCAAAGAGAGCAACAAGAAACGUCCCGAAGAUUCCAAGACUUGUCCUUACUUUCACCAGCUCGAUGCUUUAUAUAGAGAGAGGAACAAAUUCCACAGCAACAACGUCAACAUCGCAGCAGCUUCUUCUUCUGCUCCCGGUCUUGUUAAAACGGAUAAUUCUGUUCCGUUGAUGGUCCAACCAGAGCAGCAAUGGCCUCCAGCAGUAACAACGGCAACUACUACAACUACUCCCGCAGCUGCUGCGGCUCAGCCUGAUCAGCAUCCUCAGCCGUCCGAUCAAAACUUUGAUGAUGAAGAAGGUACAGAUGAAGAGUACGACGAUGAAGAUGAGGAUGAGGAGAAUGAAGAAGAGGAAGGAGGUGAGUUUGAGCUUGUGCCUAGCAACAAUAACAACAACAACAAGACGACGAAUAAUCUGUAAUGAUGGUGAUUCGAGUUCGAACCAGAUCGGUGGUGAAAGAUUAGUAAUCUUUUUUAAGUUUUGAUACAGAAGAUGAGAAUUU